Molecule: messenger RNA, 2419 nt
Organism: Cornus florida
Lineage: Eukaryota; Viridiplantae; Streptophyta; Magnoliopsida; Cornales; Cornaceae
Product: protein LUTEIN DEFICIENT 5, chloroplastic
Exons: 15
Coding region: 642-2129 (495 amino acids)
Biological process (GO): xanthophyll biosynthetic process
Cellular component (GO): chloroplast
Molecular function (GO): heme binding; iron ion binding; beta-carotene 3-hydroxylase activity
Source: RefSeq, a predicted model, not a curated record
UUAGAUGAAGAACAUUGCAACACCAUGAUGAACAAUACCCAUUUGUUUAUGUUUUUGUUUUUCACUUUUUAUACACAAAGAAUUACUUUUAUAGUGUGCUUGAAUUUGUAUGAAAACGAGACCCUUUAUUUAUCUUUAAUUAAUUUAUUAAAAAAAAAAAAGGCAUCUAUGUUCGCUAAAUUAAGAACAUAAAUCUUAUUUACACACGCAUAUAAAUAAAAAAGGCAUUACCCGGUUCUAGUCCUCUACAUUAGGCUUCUCUGGGAUGCUGGACUCGAGAUAUACUUUGAUAUGUCACAAAGUGGCUGCUUUGAGGUUCGAAAUCGCACCAAUGACACACACAUAAAUAAAAGGACAUUACCCAGUUUUAAACCCCUACACUAGGUUUCUGGGAGGCUGGACUCAAGAUAGAAAGACCUAAUUAACCUUUGAGGCUGUGAUAUAUCACAAAGUAGCUGCUUUGAGGUUUGAAAUCGCACCAAUGACACUGGUGUUCAAGUGUUAAACCACUGAACAGGCAAUGCAAUCAUCUCUGUGUGUGUAUGUAUUGGCAUGAAUAAGUGGGAAUUCCUUCUCAAUUACGGAAUGGCUUGUCAAAAUUGGGUGUUCCUGAUGGGGUUCUUGAAUUUUUAUUCAAAUGGAUGGAUGGCGAAGAGAAUCCAAAGAUUUCUGUGGCAAAAGGGGCAAUUAGUGCCAUUCGGAGUGAGGCAUUUUUCAUCCCCCUGUAUGAGCUUUACCUUACUUACGGUGGAAUUUUCAGAUUAAACUUUGGUCCAAAGUCCUUUUUGAUAGUUUCUGAUCCUUCCAUUGCUAAACAUAUAUUGAAAGACAACUCAAAGGCGUAUUCAAAGGGUAUCUUGGCAGAGAUUUUAGAAUUUGUAAUGGGAAAGGGACUUAUUCCAGCUGAUGGGGAGAUAUGGCGUGUUAGAAGACGUGCUAUAGUGCCGGCAUUGCAUCAGAAGUUUGUGGCAGCAAUGAUUAGCUUAUUUGGUCAAGCUACAGAUAGGCUUUGCAAGAAGCUUGAUGCCGCUGCAUCUGAUGGGGAAGAUGUGGAGAUGGAGUCACUUUUUUCCCGCUUGACAUUAGAUAUCAUUGGGAAAGCGCUAUUUAAUUAUGAUUUUGAUUCUUUAAAAAAUGAUACUGGGAUAGUUGAGGCUGUAUACACUGUAUUGAGAGAAGCAGAAGACCGAAGUGUGCAACCAAUUCCAUUCUGGGAUAUUCCCAUCUGGAAGGAUAUUUCACCAAAGCAGAGAAAGGUCACUGCUGCCCUCAAGCUGAUAAAUGAAACACUUGACAAUCUGAUUGCAAUAUGUAAGAGGAUGGUGGAUGAAGAAGAAUUACAGUUUCACGAGGAAUACAUGAAUGAACAAGAUCCUAGUAUUCUCCACUUUCUACUGGCAUCGGGAGAUGAUGUUUCUAGCAAGCAACUCCGUGAUGAUUUGAUGACAAUGCUUAUAGCUGGACAUGAAACGUCUGCUGCAGUACUUACGUGGACCUUUUAUCUUCUUUCUAAGGAACCUAGUGUCUUGUCUAAACUUCAAAAUGAGGUUGAUUCUAUUCUUGGAGACCGUUUUCCAACUAUUGAAGACAUGAAGAAACUUAAAUACACAACCCGAGUAAUCAAUGAAUCGUUGAGGCUCUACCCGCAACCACCUGUCUUGAUUCGUCGUUCUCUUGAAGAUGAUGUACUUGGAAAGUACCCAAUAAAAAGGGGUGAAGAUAUCUUUAUAUCCAUUUGGAAUUUGCAUCGCAGUCCAAGUCUUUGGGACAACUCAGAUAAGUUCAUUCCUGACAGAUGGCCUUUAGAUGGACCAAAUCCAAAUGAGACAAACCAAAAUUUCAGUUACUUGCCCUUUGGUGGAGGACCGCGAAAAUGCAUUGGGGACAUGUUCGCUUCAUUUGAGACUGUAGUAGCAGUUGCGAUGCUUGUUAGACGGUUCGAUUUUCAGGUGGCACUUGGAGCACCUCCAGUUGAGAUGACUACAGGAGCAACAAUUCAUACAACAAAAGGAUUGACGAUGACAUUUACACGACGGAUGAAACCUCCCAUAAUUCCCACAACGGCGGCACCAACAUUUAAAGUGGAUUCAUCUGUGAGCAUUUCUGAAGUGGACCCAGUACUAGGUUAGAAAGGUGAAGCCUUUCCAGGACCUUCCUAAUUACCAAGGCCUAUCACAUUCGAGCCACACAGUCCGAAAAAGAUCGUAGAGAAGAAAUAGUGAUUGAGCUCUUCAGAAUUCCCAUAAUUUAGUACACAUUAUUGGCUGUUUAAAGCAGCCAAUUUUGUAAUUAUGCAGGAACUGUCUCAAGUGUAAAGAGAGAUGAUAUAUUCUACCGGAGAACGGAAAUUCCAAUUUUUUGCUCAAAAUUGAUGAUGUUUUACCUGCUCUGUAAUUCUUAAUCAUUUUGCUUGAUUUCA